AAAUGACAUUAUAACAGGAGGACUUAAUCGCCUGGUGGAGUUGGCAGACCCUGCAGCCUGUCUCCCAUUCGACAGAAAGCUCCUUCCUUCUCACAGCAGCUCCCCCCUCUCAGAAAUCUGCCAAUAUGUCUGACAACGAAGAAGUGGAGCAAGUAGAGGAGGAAUACGAAGAAGAAGAGGAAACACAAGAAGAAGAAGCUCAAGAGGAAGAAGUCCGUGAAGAAGAGAAGAAGCCCAGAGUUAUACUACCACCGAUGACUGCUCCUAAAAUCCCAGAGGGGGAGAAAGUAGACUUUGAUGACAUCCAAAAGAAGAGGCAGAACAAAGACCUGGUUGAGCUUCAAGCCUUGAUUGAUAAUCACUUUGAAGCUCGGAAGAAGGAAGAGGAAGAACUGCUAGGCCUUAAAGAAAGAAUCGAGAAGCGUAGAGCGGAAAGGGCUGACCAGCAAAGAAUCCGGGCUGACAAGGAAAAGGAGCGCCAGUCCAGGCUUGCUGAGGAGAAGGCAAGAAGAGAGGAGGAAGAUGCCAAGAGAAGGGCUGAAGAUGACCUGAAGAAGAAGAAGGCUCUGACCUCCAUGGGUGCCAAUUACAGCAGCUAUUUGGCUAAGGCUGAUCAAAAAAGAGGAAAGAAACAAACUGCAAGGGAAUUGAAGAAGAAGGUCCUGGCAGAAAGGCGCAAACCCCUAAACAUUGACCACCUUAGUGAAGACAAACUGAGGGAUAAAGCCAAGGAGUUGUGGGACUGGUUAUAUCAACUGGAAACAGAGAAGUAUGAGUUUUUAGAGAAGAUGAAGAGAGAAAAAUAUGAUAUUUUAUCACUACGUUGCAGGGUGGAGGCACUGUCCAAGUUAUCACCACCUUCAGGAGCCGGAUUGAUCAGGCCCAGAAACACAGCAAGAAGGCUGGAGCCAAGGGCAAAGUUGGAGGACGCUGGAAGUAAAGAACUGGAAGGUGCCUGCAGGCAGAAUCUUCAGAGGUGGCAUGACUAAAGAUUGUUGGCCUUCCUUUUCCUCUUUAAACAUGAAUUCCGUUCCCUUGCCUGAGCAAAACCAUAGUUGCAACACCAGCCUGGAUUGCCUACUGCUUUCUUCAAGGGCUCCCACAUCUUCUAGAGCAAGUGCCCUGGAAUUGAGAUGACUCCCUGCUGACACCUUUUACUACCUGCUGUGUGUGUCCUUUAUUUUCCAAAUUCCAGCCCUGCGCUGCCCAGUAGAUUGCAGUGUAUAAAUCACUUGGUUUUGUAAAUAAAGUGUGACCGAUAAUGAACUUCA
This is a messenger RNA of Rhineura floridana, 1271 nucleotides long. It is a transcript of the gene TNNT3, whose product is annotated as troponin T3, fast skeletal type. Gene Ontology annotation, cellular component: troponin complex. Gene Ontology annotation, biological process: regulation of muscle contraction; muscle contraction; sarcomere organization. Bases 126 to 989 code for a protein of 287 amino acids. Gene Ontology annotation, molecular function: tropomyosin binding; troponin I binding; troponin C binding. Lineage: Eukaryota; Metazoa; Chordata; Lepidosauria; Squamata; Rhineuridae. The transcript has 17 exons. The record is from RefSeq and is a predicted model, not a curated record.